This is a messenger RNA of Fusarium venenatum, 945 nucleotides long. RefSeq names its product Alpha/Beta hydrolase protein. The record is from RefSeq and is a predicted model, not a curated record. NCBI's taxonomy places the organism in Eukaryota, Fungi, Ascomycota, Sordariomycetes, Hypocreales, Nectriaceae. Gene Ontology annotation, molecular function: lipase activity.
AUGUCCCUGGAAAGUUCGGCUCACAAGUCCAACCUCAGCUCCGCAGCGGCAAGGGGUAAUGAGAUUACUGGUCUCUCAAUUUACCACGAUACAAAUGAAGACAUAACACUUGAGAGAGUACAACAGCUCAUGUCAGAGAUGAACGCUGAUGUCCCGCAAGGUGGGACAGACAUUGUUUUCGGAGAUAAAGAGACCCAACGCCUGCGUUUCUGGGAACCCACAUCAAAAUCCUGUAAAGCGCCAAUUGUCGUCUUUGUCCAUGGAGGGAGUUGGGCAAUCGGUACUUAUCUUGACUCUGUUGGUUCAGUGAAAGUCAAAUACUUGAACGAUCUUGGCUAUGCAUUUGCCUCUGUCGAUUUCGCCCUCAUACCAAAAGUCACUGUGGAGGAGCAGGUCCAAGAAGUCGCCGAUGCUGUGUCAUAUCUCAUGAAGAACUCCCUGGCGCUUGGUAUCGAUCCUGAAGGCGUUGUUUUGAUGGGUCAUAGCUCGGGUGCCCAUAUUGUGAGCCUGGUCGGUACCGAUGCACGUUAUGCACAGAAAGCAGACUUCAAUAUCAAUCUUUUGAGAGGAAUCAUCGCGCUCGAUGGCUCAAACUACAAUGCAGCUGCGUCUAUUGCCGACAACACGGGAUCGAUUGUCACGAACAUGCUUCAUGCAUUGGGCAGCAACCCAGAGAGGUUGCAGUCAAUGUCCCCCACCUUACACGCAGCCGGUCCCAAUGCUCGAGCGUUUCUUCUUCUUCAUGUCCAGCGCAAGGGAGAUAUUCGACAGGCGGUAGAGUUUUCUAUUGCUUUGAAGGUUGCUGGCACGAAUGUUAAUUUAUAUGUCUUCGAGGGAGAGGGCUUCGAAGGGCAUGUCGCUUUACUCAUGAGACUUGGCAAUGAAGACUAUCCUGCAACGGGUGUUAUGAAGGAGUGGUUGGAGAAGUAUGCCCCAGUUAAGUAG